Messenger RNA from Penicillium oxalicum, 2205 nucleotides. Its product is annotated as putative exonuclease. The record is from RefSeq and is a predicted model, not a curated record. Gene Ontology annotation, cellular component: nucleus. Gene Ontology annotation, molecular function: metal ion binding; protein binding; DNA binding. Gene Ontology annotation, biological process: DNA recombination; mismatch repair; DNA double-strand break processing. The transcript is spliced from 3 exons. Lineage: Eukaryota; Fungi; Ascomycota; Eurotiomycetes; Eurotiales; Aspergillaceae. The coding region runs from base 1 to 2205 and encodes 734 amino acids.
AUGGGCAUCAAAGGACUUCAUGGGCUACUGAAGUCCAUACAAAAGCCUUGUCAUGUUAAAAGCUUUAGUGGACAGACUCUCGGCGUGGACGCAUAUGGAUGGCUUCACCGUGGUACAGUGGCCUGCUCCGUUGACUUGGUCCUGGAGAGACCUACGCGGAAGCAUCUUGACUUUGUUCUAAAUCGUGUUCGGAUGCUCUUAUUCUUUGGUGUCAUUCCGUAUCUCGUUUUCGAUGGCGACAACUUACCCAGUAAGGCCGGAACUGAGCGCGACAGACAUCGGCGCCGCCAGGAGAGCAAAGCACUCGGUCUAGAGCUACAGCGCAAGGGCCGCCUACCCGAGGCCUACCAAGAGUUUCAGAAAGCUGUUGAUGUGACACCUUACAUGGCUCGGCAGUUGAUCGAGGAGUUGAAAGAGAUGAAUGUCCAAUACGUCGUGGCCCCGUACGAGGCCGACGCCCAGUUGGUCUAUCUGGAAAAGAAAGGCGUCAUUGACGGCAUCAUCUCCGAGGAUUCAGAUCUGUUGGUUUUCGGCGCAAAGAGACUCCUAUCGAAGAUGGACCAGCAUGGUGAUUGCAUUGAAAUAAAUCGAUCGGACUUCACAGCUUGUCGAGAAGUGAGUCUUGCCGGUUGGAGUGAUGAGGACUUCCGGCGAAUGUGCAUUCUGAGUGGGUGCGACUAUCUGGCCAAUAUCCCUAAGAUGGGACUGAAAACGGCAUAUCGCAGCAUUCGCAGGCACAAAACUGUUGAAAAGACCGUGCGCAUGCUGCAGUUUGAGAGCAAUAUCCAGGUUCCAGCAGACUACCUCGCAAAUUUCAAACAGGCCGAGCUCACCUUCCUGUACCAGCGAGUCUUCUGUCCAUAUGCCAAAAAGCUGGUGACCCUGACUGUGCCAGAGGCUAGCGUCAACAUUGAUGAGCUUUCCUUCAUUGGCCCAGACGUGGUAGCGGACGUUGCCGUGGGUGUUGCAUGCGGUGACCUGGACCCAACAACCAAACAACCAAUUGAAUUGAAACCAUUGACCCGAGGUAAAUUUCCCCUUGGGAUCACUCGCCGUCAAACGUUGGGUUCAUCUUCCGAGCUGAAGUCAAGCAAGCCCAUCAGUUCGCUCUUCACGCCCAAGCGAGUGCCUCUUGGCGAGCUGGAUCCGAACAGUCUCACUCCGUCUCCCAGCCAGCAGCGUCUUCUGGAAAGGAACAGGAACAAUUCCUGGCAAGCAAGCUCGGCUCCUUAUCGCUCCACCCAGAGUCGGUCGACUCCGGUUCGAACUCUGUCCGACCAACACCCCAGUCCUUUGAUCCGAAGCCUUGAACGCCAAUCUGCCUUGGCUCAGACUGCGAACGCCACACCUCAACCAACGAAGCGACAAAGACUUUGUUCCGAGUAUGAAGAUGACCAGCUCCCGGUGCACUCAGAAUCACUCAGUCGAUUCUUCUCUCCCAAAGCAAGCCCAGCCAGUCCUAGUGGACAAAAGGCCACUCGAAGCAAAAAGCAGCGCCAGUCUCACCUAGGCAUCUUUUCUGAUGAGUUGGCGGAAGACAUCUUCUCUGAAAUUGCCGACCAAUCUUCCCAGUCAGAUGCCUUGGGCUCGCUCGAAACACCUGCCACUAGUCAAAACUCAACACAACCUCAGUCGGAACACGAACAAAAGCCCGCGGCAAGCAAGGAAGAGGAGGACCUACUCUGCCGGGAGGACCAGACGUCCGCGGUAAACGAGAUCUCGCAAGACCAUGAUUUUGAUCAGGCAUUAAACUACCACGUCCAGCGACAGAACUCGCAGAUACUAUCCAAGUACACUUUCACGGCCGGCUCUAGUGAAACUGCUACAGGACUGUCGAUGGCUAAGAUUCCGGUCUUUCAAUCUGGCAAUAAACUCACGCCACCUGCAGCGCCGCGAACACCUUCGACUACCGCACAGAAUCGAGGCGCUCAGCGCCAGAGGCUUACACCUUUGCAGCGUCUCGGACACACGGCAUUAAGACGCUGCCAGUCCAUUAAUUUCCCCACAAAGCUUCGACGAAAUGAAUUCAGUGACGUGCAGAGUGAUCGAGAAUCUCCACUCAAAUCCCGGGUUCUCGCCGAAGGAGCCCAGGGGAGUGAAGAUUUCAUUGUUCCCCAAAGCGAUGAGGAAGAAGAUGACAACGAAACUCUCGAGAAACCGACUCCCGCAUUGGAUCUUCAGCGUUUCUCUUUUGCAGCGAGAUGA